AUGUCACUAACUCCCCAUUUGGCACCUAUCACACUUUUUUCCUUGGUAUUGAAAAUUUUAAAGUAAUUAAGAAAAUUUCAAAUAAUUGAUAAAGCAUCCAAUCAAAAUCCAAAUUGUUAAAUAUCAAAAAAAUGUUAAUAUUUAAAUAACCAAAGUUAUCCCUGAGAGGUUUGCUAUAAUAAUGAUAGGAGGUAAGAGCUCAAGCUCCAAUUGCAGCAGCCCCAAUUGUAAUCCAAAACAUAAAUAAAACCCGCUACAAAUCUUCUUCAAAAGAGCCCUCAAGCACCAGACCUCGUUCAAUCGAUAGCCAAAGGCGGUUAAAUUCUCGAGUAAACAAAUCAUUCACUGUUCAUCACGAAACUCCAACAGCCCUAUGCUCAAACCGCAACCAAAGUUUCACAAUUGAAAAAUCUCGAAACAUUUCCCUAGGCUGCUCCACCCCAAAAAAUAAAAAUCCAAGCAAAGGAAACAUUAGAUCUACGAGCAAACUCGUUUCCGGACACCCCUGCCCUCGCGACUUAGAAGAGCGUGAAAUUUUGUAUAGAAAAGAAAUCAUUAACUCACUGUUUGAGCGUGGCAAAUCUGAGAUGAAAUUAGGAGAGUAUACAACAGCUUUGGGAUUUUUUAAAAAAGUGCUAAAAGAGGACCCUAAUCAUGUAGAAGCAAUUUUUGAUAAAGCAAGCUGUUAUAUAUACCUUGGAGAGCAUAAAAAAGCGAUCCCAGACUUGUUGACGCUGACCAAAGAUUACCCUUAUUAUGAUAGACAAGUAUAUAGUGCUUUAGCAAUGUGCUUUGUAGCGGUUGGAGAUUUAAUUACUGCUGUAAGGCAGAUAAGUAGAGGACUGAUAAAAUUUCCAAAAUUUGUGGAAGGGUAUAUAACAAGAGGCAAACUAUAUAAUGAGCAGAAAAAAUGGGAUAAAGCUAUACUGGAUUUCCAUAAAGCUAUUGAGCUGAAUGGAAAUGAUGGAAAUGGCUAUCUUGGACUAGCAGACGCUCUUUUAGGAAUGGAGGACUCUAGGAGUGCACUCAAGAUGUUGGGAAGUGCGAUUCAAUGUCCCAAUACAUCAAUGCAGGCUUUGCUUCAGAGAGCUAAAAUCCACUAUGAGCUUCAUGAAAAUGAUAAAGCAUUAAAAGAUUUAGACUUACUAUUAGCUAACAAAAAUGACUGUACUGAAGCUUUCUACUAUAAAGCUUUGGUGCUGCUGUCCCAGGAAAACUUAUCAGACGCAGCCUUGUGCCUUGAACAAGCUAUAAAAUACGAUGUUUAUGAACAAAAGUUCACUGGAGCUGCUAUUUAUAACUUAGGAGCUAUCAAAAUCAAACAAAAAGAUUAUUAUGGAGCUAUGCAUACUUUUCAGAGGUCAAUAAGCAAUAAUGUUGAUAUAAAAGAACAAAGCGUCUUGAUUGCAUAUACCGAUGCAAUAUUGAACCUUAUGAAGAGGAAAUUCAAAGAAGGAGUGUCUAUGCUGUCUAAAAUUAUCAAAAAAAGGCAUCCAGUCCUGCAGGAAUUUCUUGGAAACUGCUUUGCAUAUCGAGGGUAUGGGCUAGCGUCCUUGGGAAGCCAUGAAAAAGCAUUAAAAGAUUUUAUGGCUUCAAGCAGAAUUCAGCCACUAGAUAAUGCUUCAGAGUAUAAUAUGCUUAUAUCUCAAGCAAUUGUGGUUUCAGAAACUGAUUUAGAGACUGCACUAUCAUUAUUUAAAUCAGCUGCUGAACAUUUUCCCAAAAAUACUGAACCUCUUGCAUACCAAGCUGCGACUUUAUUAAAGCUGUCUCGGCUUCAUAAUAAAACAGCACUAGCAGACCAAGCUGGAGUGCUUCUAACUAAGGCAAUUGAGUCAAGAGAAACAGAAAGCGAGCUUUAUUUUUACCGUGGUAUUGUGCUAUAUUUUCUAGGAAAACCUAUUGAUGCAGUUACUGAUAUGGAAUCAGCAAUGGAGAAAUCAGAAGAAAAUAUGCCCAUGCACUUUUUGGCUCGUGGACUCUGUUAUGUUACUUUAAAGCUCAUAAAAGAAGCGAUAGAAGAUUUUUCAAUUGCAAUUCAACUUGAUGAAAAACUAGCUGAAGCUUAUUUUUAUCGAGGAAGGUGUGCAUAUUUGCUGGACGACACUCAGCUGGCAUUUUUAGACUUCCAAAAAUUGAUAGUUGCAAAGCCCAAAGACCCAAUAGUGCAUGUUCAUGCGGGAAAUUUAUUGAUGCUUACUAACUCAAUUGAGGAUGCAACGAAAGCAUUUUCAAACGCAAAUUCUAUAAAGCCAACCAUAACUGCUUAUGUCCAAAGCGCGAAAUGCAGUAUAAUUAAUCGAGAUAUUGAUAAAUCAAUAGAAGAACUUACAAAAGCAUGCGAAAUUGAUAUGAAAAAUGAAAUCACACUUGAUAUCAGUGUCUUACAGGCAAUAAAAGAUGCCCAUAAGAAGGAAGACUUAAAAGGAUCUUUGACAAAGUCAAUUAAUUUGCUAUCACAAGCAUUAAAAUCGAACUCAGAAGGAGAAAUUUGUAAGCCAAAACAAGUUCACUGGUAUAAAGGUAUUUUCAAUUUCUUUUUGGGAGAUUUUGAAAAAGCUCAAAGCGAGUUUAAAAAUUCACUUACUCCCCCUUUAAAUUCGAACUAAAAUACCGUUUCAAUUUAAAGGGGUUAACUUAUUUUAUUAAAAACAAUCUAAAUUAAAUGUUUCUCAAUAAAUUUUUUUUUUUAAAUUUUUUAAAAUUUAAAAUUUAUAAAUUGAACCCAAAAUUUUUUGAAUUUUAAUUUAUUUUUAUGAAGAAUUUAUUCAAAAAAUUAAUCGAUUAAGUGUGAAAACUGUUUUAAAUGUAUUCUAUUUGAACUUUGUCCAUUAAGUUAAGUCAUACUAAUUUUAUAAAAAUUAGUAUUUUAUAUUAAAUUAACCUAUUGAAAAAAUUGUUCCAAUUUUAAACGGGAGAGUUAGUAAAAAAGAAAUUGCAGAAAUGGCCAAUGCAAGUCCUAUUGAGCAAGCAAUGGUUGAAAAGGAAAACGCUGAACUUAUAUAUAAUGUUGCCUUAUGCUAUAUUCUAGAAGAGUAUUAUGAAGCUGCCUUUAUGCAUCUUCAUGAGAUUCUACCCUAUAUAGCCAAAUCAUCCUUUUAGCUCGGGUUAUACCAGCAUCUUCUAACAUCAGCGGGGGGAGCUGGUUUUACCAUCAUUUUUGGUAAAGCCAACUCCCAAGAUGGUAAAUCUCCAGCAGCAAGUGGAUUUGUUUCCAGGGGAGUUUGUGUUACCAACAAAUGUUGAUAAAAUCAACUACCCCGCUGAUAUCAGAAGAUGGCGGUAUAGCCCAAGCCUCCUUUUGGCUUGGGCCAUACAGAAGGCAGUGAUAGAGGAAAGCUGCUUUUGCUAAUCGGAAUUUUGCAUCUAGGACUUGAGCAGACUGAUGAGGCAAGAGAAUUUAUGGUUGAGGGCUUUAAGUUUGAUUCAGAAACUGUAUCUGCGUAUUUGGAAGAAAAGAAAGACGUAAAGAUUCUUCCGUUUAAUUCUGGAUCAACAUAUGCAUCUCGCUUCCCAAUGGCAAGAAUCAAGGUGAAAAACACUAAUCCAGUCCUUAUAAGGCCUACUUUUAAUCUACCAAGAAUUCGGCUACCUGUAAUGGACUUCCAAACUGAAGACUUCAUCUUAGAUCAGUUUGGGGUAAAAUCCAUUAAAAGUAAACCAGAAGCCCCAUGGCUCAAUAGAGUCAACGGUGGCAUCCAAUUCACAGAAAAUAUCCAAGAAAUUGUUAGCCAAACAGUUUCAGAAAGCGAAGAAGAGGAAGACUCAAAAUCUGAUAAAGAGUCAAAGAAGUUCUCAGAAGAGUCCUCAAGCCUAUUCGGGGGUGAAAACCGAACUUUUAAGUCUGACAGUGCUUUGCCAAAACAUGAUGAAAACGACGAUAUAAUAUCUGAGUAUCUAAAAAGGCAGAAUAUAAAGCAAGAAAUUGGUACACCGACUGAAGGCAGCAGCAGUGACGUUAAAAACCGACUACAAUUUAUGCUAAGUCCAAACUAUGAAAUGAGUGAAGAUAUAUUGGAGUUUUAG
Molecule: messenger RNA, 4026 nt
Organism: Blepharisma stoltei
Lineage: Eukaryota; Ciliophora; Heterotrichea; Heterotrichida; Blepharismidae
Source: the annotation of a GenBank genome assembly